UCGGGAGGGAGCGCGCCGCGCGCCCAGGAUGCAGAAGUCCUCUGGGAACUUUUGCUACCGCCGUCAAAAAAGACGAGACCUAGACUGAGGUUCGGAAGCCGAGGAUUCCGUGGGGGAGACGGUGCCUCCGAGCUCCACUCCACCCUGGGAUGGCGCUCUAUUCUCCACGUGUCGACCUUGACCCCGCGCGGCUGGGACCGCUCCCGAACCGGCCCCCUCCGCGACCUUUUCGUUAGUAAGAUUCAGUACUGGACCUUAACUUUCACAAGGAAAGGGGUCCCCGUGUCCCCCAGCGGCUUGAGGGUAUGUUUCUUGGUCUCUCUGCCAUGGCCUGGGACCGAUGAUUUAUUACUUUCCCCUGCAAACUCUAGAACUCACUGGGCUUGAAGGUUUUGGCAUAGUGUUUCUUUCUCCAAUAUUCCUAACACUUACUCCUUUCUGGAAAUUGGCUAACAAGAAGUGGAUGCUAAUCCUGUUGCGGAUAAUUACUAUUGGCAGCAUCGCCUCCUUCCAGGCUCCAAAUGCCAGAGUUCGGCUAGUGGUCCUUGCCCUUGGAGUGUCUUCCUCGUUGAUAGUACAAGCCGUGACAUGGUGGACAGGAAGUGGCUUACAAAGGUACCUCAGAAUCUGGGGAUUCAUCUUAGGACAGAUUCUUCUUCUUGUUCUCCGCAUAUGGUACACUUCACUAAAUCCAAUCUGGAGUUAUCAGAUGUCCAACAGAGUGAUACUGACAUUAAGUACCAUAGCUACACUUGAUCGCAUUUACACAGAUGGCGACUGCAGUAAGCCAGAGGGGAAAAAUACUGGAGUGGCAGUCAAGGGCGUGGCCUCCAGACCUACCUGGUGCCUGGCAGGGGCUGCCUUUGGCAGUCUCGUGUUCCUCACCCACUGGAUUUUUGGAGAGGUCUCGCUUGUUUCCAGAUGGGCCGUGAGUGGGCACCCCCAUCCAGGGCCAGAUCCUAACCCAUUUGGAGGUGCAGUUCUGCUGAGCUUGGCGAGCGGAUUGAUGCUCUCAGCUUGUUCAUGGUUUCCUGGUACCAGUUUACUCUGGUGGGUCACAGGAGCAACUUCAGCUGCGGGCCUUCUUUACCUCCCCACAUGGGCAGCUGCCGUUUCUGGCUGUGUGCUUGCUGUCUUCACAGCGUCCAUGUGGCCUCAAGUGCUUGGACAUCUUAUUAGCUCAGGGUCAGGCCCUGGGAAAGCCAUGACCAUUGCCAUGGUAUUUUAUCUCCUGGAGAUACUUUUCUGUGCAUGGUGCACGGCUUUUAAGUUUGUUCCAGGAGGUGUCUACGCUAGAGAAAGAUCUGAUUUGCUUUUGGGGACAGUGUUGCUAAUUAUUGGACUAAAUAUGCUAUUUAGUCCUAAGAAAAGCCUUGACUUUCUUCAAACAAAAAACAGUCCUAAAGUGCUUUUCAGAAAGAGUGAAAAAUAUAUGAAACUUUUUUUGUGGCUGCUUGUUGGUGUGGGGCUACUGGGAUUAGGACUACGGCAUAAAACCUAUGAGAGGAAAUUGGGCAAAGGGACAUUUGGUGUCCCUGUCAUCAAAGUAUUCACCAUGCAGAACACUCUGUGCAAGACUCCCAUGGAGGUGGACAGCCUAUCCUUACGUAGGCAUAAGGGACCAGCCACAGAGGUCUCUGCUGCCAUCUGGCCUUUUCGGUUUGGCUAUGACAAUGAAGGAUGGUCCAAUCUAGAAGGAUCGGCUCAGCUGCUCAGUCAAACAGGUGCAGAUUUCAUAACAAUUUUGGAGAGUGAUGCUUCUAAGCCCUAUAUUGGGAACAAUGACUUAACCAUGUGGCUAGGGGAGAAGUUGGGUUUCUAUACCGACUUUGGCCCAAGCACAAGGGAUCACACGUGGGGGAUUAUGGUUUUGUCCCGAUACCCAAUUGUGAAGUCAGAGCACCACCUUCUUCCAUCACCAGAGGGCGAGAUCGCACCAGCUAUAACAAUGACUGUUAACAUCUCGGACAAACUGGUGGAUUUUGUCGUGACACACUUUGGGAAUCAUGAAGAUGACCUUGACAGGAAACUUCAGGCUAUUGCUGUUUCAAAACUACUGAAAAGCAGCUCUAAUCAAGUGAUAUUUCUGGGAUAUAUCACUUCAGCACCUGGUUCCAGGGAUUAUACACAGCUCAUUGAACACGGCAAUGUGAAGGAUAUUGACAGCACAGAUCGAGACAGAUGGUGUGAAUAUAUUAUGUAUCGAGGGCUGAUCAGAUUGGGCUAUGCAAGAAUCUCCCGUGCUGAACUGAGUGACUCUGAAAUUCAGAUGGCCAAAUUUAGGAUCCCUGAUGACCCCAUUAAUUAUAGAGACAACCAGAAAGUAGUCACAGACCAGAGGGCAGUUCCUAAGGAAAUUCAUUUCAAUCCUAGAUUUGGAUCCUAUAAAGAAGGACACCAUUAUGAGAACGAUCACCAUUUUCAUAUGAGUACUCCCAAAUACUUUUUAUGACCUAUUUAAAACAGGAUUCAUUGACUGAACAAGUCUGUGGAAAACAAAAGUAUAUAAGAAGAGAGAUGCAUGAAAAUGGGAAACUACACACAAAGAACCUCAGUUUUGAAAAAACAUGGUAUUUAUGCAGUGGGAAAUUCUAUCAAUUUAUUUAAAUAUC
This is a messenger RNA of Prionailurus viverrinus (fishing cat), 2612 nucleotides long. It is a transcript of the gene CWH43, whose product is annotated as cell wall biogenesis 43 C-terminal homolog. Gene Ontology annotation, cellular component: endoplasmic reticulum. The transcript is spliced from 17 exons. Gene Ontology annotation, biological process: GPI anchor biosynthetic process. The coding region runs from base 341 to 2452 and encodes 703 amino acids. The record is from RefSeq and is a predicted model, not a curated record. NCBI's taxonomy places the organism in Eukaryota, Metazoa, Chordata, Mammalia, Carnivora, Felidae.